This is a messenger RNA of Hyaloperonospora brassicae, 1266 nucleotides long. Lineage: Eukaryota; Oomycota; Peronosporomycetes; Peronosporales; Peronosporaceae. The record is from the annotation of a GenBank genome assembly.
AUGGCUGCCAACCAAGCGAAAGACCGCGGAAACCGCGCGUUCUCCGCCGGUCUGUACGCUGACGCCGUCGCUUCUUUCUCUGAGGCGCUCGCCGUCGACCCCAAUUCGCCCAACGCUCAUGUCUUCUACAGCAAUCGCUCGGCCGCCCAGCUCAAGCUCCACAAGGCCGAGGACGCGCUGAAAGACGCGGACCAGUGCAUCGCGCUCAAGCCCAGUUGGCCCAAGGGGUAUUCUCGUCGCGGGUCCGCUUUGUAUGCCUUAGGGCGCUACGCGGACGCUUUUCGAGCAUACAAAGAUGGUCUAAGUCACGAGGCGUCGAAUGAGGGGCUCCUUGAAGGUCUACGGGCCGUAGAAGCCAAGUUAUCGUCCGAGAAAGCCGGCUUGUCUAGCGGCUCGUCGUCUUCUUCUUCGCCCUUCGUGCCGUCCCCAGCCACCAGUCUGAAGAGCUUUCUGCUUGGCAGCAAAAUCAACAUGUUUCAGCUGUACCAGUUCGUGCUGCGCAGUCUGUUGCUGCUCUUCUUCGUCAACUUUUGGGCUCCGGUGCUUCUUUCGAGUUACGGGGCGUACGCCAACUUUUUCAAGGUGGCACUCGUAAACUACGCGAGCUACUUGGCGUUCAUGCAUGGAGUCCCCAGAUGGAGCGCCACCUACGCCGAACGUCUUUUUCUGGACCCGGCAACACAAGCGUUCUUCUUUUGUCUCGUCUUCUGGCUGUCACCUCCGCACAGUCUGGCGAUGGCGCCUGUCUUUUUGCAGGACAUGGUGCACUAUUUCACAUACCUUCAAUCGCUACUGCAGGUGAUGGGAUUGGCAGACGCGAAGGUGGUGACGCUCGUGACAAGCAAAGCGCUGGUGCCGCUCACUGCUUUGAUUAUCAGCGAUUCAAGCUUUCCGGCGUUGUCGACUCGAGCAAAAUGGGCCAAGCUGUACUCACGCAUGCCUCAGGUGGCUGCGAACAUUGACCUGGCAAUUGGUUUCGCGAUGAUCGUGGAGCUGCUCCUGCCUUCACGAAACUUUUUGCUGCUUGUGCUGUACUGGCAGGUGAUGCGUGUACGGUACAUGAUCUCGCCACCGCUGCAAGAAGCCUUUCGCUCGCUGCAUGCCACGAUUCUCUCAGUCGUCAAUCACCCGCGCUGUCCUGCGGUGGUCCGGUCCGUUUACGAGAGGAUCGGUGCAUUCAUUGUCAAAAUGGGCGACGCGACUUCGCAGCAACAGCAAGGUGCCUCUGGUCUUGGAGGCUUGGCCUCGCGCUGCAACAUUAUGUAG